CUACGAGGACGGCCGCAUGGCCCUGUGGGACGUGCGCCGCCCUGACCGCCCUCUCACUGCUGCGCGCCUGCACUCUCAACCAGCAGUGCAGAGCAUGGCGGUGUGGAGCAGUGCGGAGCACGGCGUGUCAGGCGGGGCAGACAGAGACACCGUCUUCUUCCGCCUCUCCCUCUCUCAGGGCAGCAUGGAGGCGGUGAAGCGGGUGCGCUCACAGCAGCCCGGCACAGCUGCCAUCGCACUGCACCCUGCGGGUGGAGUAGCGGCCACCGGGGGCUGGGAUGGCAGCGUGCGCCUCUAUGACUGCGCCCUCCUUCACACGCCGCGCCCUGCCGCCCAGCUCACCCAGCACUCUGCUGCUGUGACAGCAGUGGUGUUCACGCCAGACGGCCAGCUGUGCUCCGCAUCACGUGAUGCCACCAUCGCUCUCUGCCGCGCUCGCUGA
Messenger RNA from Closterium sp. Naga37s-1, 442 nucleotides. The record is from the annotation of a GenBank genome assembly. Lineage: Eukaryota; Viridiplantae; Streptophyta; Zygnematophyceae; Desmidiales; Closteriaceae.